AUGCUGAAAGCCUUUACCGCCUUAGUCGCCCUGAGUACUGGUGCAAGUGCCGCUCAGCAGUGGACAGCUGGUGACACGUACGGCUGGACUGCACCCGACCGCGCCGCGAGCUCGUAUCACGGCUUUGCCGGACCUGUCGGCGCAUUGUCCAACGUGCGCGGCGAUGGCUAUACCACCUUCAGCCACCCGUUGUUCCCCGAGUAUAGCGCGCGUAUCAAAGAGAGCAGGUGGUGUGACUCUGGUGUCAAGACGUAUACGGGCUAUAUCGACAUUGCGGCGCGGCACCUGUUCUUCUCGUUCUUUGAGAGCAGGAACGAUCCUGACAAGGACGACGUAUUGUUCUGGACCAAUGGCGGCCCAGGAUGCUCCUCGUCCGUCGGUCUUCUCAUGGAACUCGGACCAUGCCGCGUCACAAACGCAACUGGCGAGCCGAAACGGCACGAGUACGCAUGGAACGAAAGGGCCAAUGUGUUCUUCAUCGACCAACCUGUCAACGUCGGAUUCAGCUAUGCUGAGUACGGCGAGACAGUGUAUACGUCUGAAGAAGCGGCAGUCGACAUUGCCAAGUUUGUCUUCUUGUUCUUCGAGAACUUCCCGCAGUUCAAAGGGCGCUCUUUCCACAUGGCCGGGGAGUCGUUUGGCGGCCGGUACAUUCCAUUGUUCUCGGCUGCAGUGUACGACCAAAACGCGCUGCUUGUUGAGAACGGCUUCGAUCCGAUCAACCUGACUUCCGCUAUCAUCGGAAAUGGAAUGACGGAUAGGUAUCGCAUAACUCUGUCCAAGUACGAUAUCGUGUGCACGUCUGCAUCCUUGCCACCGGUUCUGCCAAUCGAAACAUGCGUGCGCAUGAAGAAGGCCGUACCGCGCUGCGAGAAGCUCUUACAGGCGUCCUGCGUCGACCAAUUCGACUCGAUGGGAUGCGAAGCAGCAGCAGCCUUCUGCAACACAGAGAUCGGGCUGCCCUUUGCCCUAAGUGGUCUCAACGUGUACGACAUCUCCAAACCUUGCAUCGGAACCCUUUGCUAUCCUGUCAUGGACGAGAUCACAGGAUAUCUGUCCCGACCCGAUGUUCGUGAGAUCCUCGGUGUUGACCCAGCCGUGCCCGCGUCCUUCCAAGCUUGCAACAUGGAAGUUAAUGCGGGCUUUGCAUUGAACGAUGACGGCUUACACGAUUCAACGGCUCACGUCGCGGCUCUGCUUGAGCGCGGUGUGAAGGUGCUUGUUUACGUCGGCACGUACGACUGGGGUUGCAACUUCGUCGGGAAUCAACGAUUCGUCCAGGCGCUUGAAUGGACAGGGCACGAUGCGUUCAAUGCUGCCGAGGAUCGGGCAUGGAUCGUCGACGGAGAAGUCGCGGGGAAGACUCGAAGCGCGGCAGGGCUCACAUUCGCCACUGUGGACGCUGCUGGACAUAUGGUUCCGUACGACAAGCCUAAGCAGGGAUUGGCCAUGAUCAACCGCUGGCUUAAUGGCACCUCACUUUGA
This is a messenger RNA of Peniophora sp. CBMAI 1063, 1485 nucleotides long. The record is from the annotation of a GenBank genome assembly. NCBI's taxonomy places the organism in Eukaryota, Fungi, Basidiomycota, Agaricomycetes, Russulales, Peniophoraceae.